Messenger RNA from Aplysia californica (California sea hare), 3369 nucleotides. Its product is annotated as cyclin-D-binding Myb-like transcription factor 1. The transcript has 18 exons. The record is from RefSeq and is a predicted model, not a curated record. Bases 811 to 3132 code for a protein of 773 amino acids. Gene Ontology annotation, biological process: regulation of transcription by RNA polymerase II. Gene Ontology annotation, cellular component: nucleus. Gene Ontology annotation, molecular function: DNA-binding transcription factor activity, RNA polymerase II-specific; RNA polymerase II cis-regulatory region sequence-specific DNA binding. NCBI's taxonomy places the organism in Eukaryota, Metazoa, Mollusca, Gastropoda, Aplysiida, Aplysiidae.
GUGGAAUUUUCAAAAGCAACUGAAUUGAAACUAAAGUUUCUGUUCUGCUACCUAAAGUUACCACAGAACUACGGACCGUUUAAGUUAUAGUUCAUUAUAGUGUUACACAACAUGAGCCUCGUGACAUGCAGUGAAUACAACCAACAGAAAGAAUGAGUUUUUAAAAAUCUUUGCGGUAGAAGAAAGAAGAGAAUGUAGAUCUGUAUAUAGAAUCUAUAUAUGUGGCAGAGAUUACAAUAAAAAGUACGAAAAAAAAGUUCCUCGGUUGGGAAUCAAGCCAAGGAAGGCUAGGCCUAAUUUGGAAGGUCUCGCUAUGGGGCUCUAAUUUACAUAUCGUAUAUUAAUACGCCUCACAGUUUCAUUGAGAGGGAUCAGAAACUUCAUCCUGGUCCUUGUUCAUCCUGGUUCUUCAAGAAACACCCGGACGAAAACAUUGAAUCGUGACUCACGUGGGUUCGUAUGUCACUAGGGACGCUGAUGCUCCCUCAUAAAGAUAAUAAACCACCCUAUCGUCCUAAUUGGUGGCUGAUCUGCUAAUUUGCGAACAUACUCGUUGUAAAUGUCGUCGGUCAAUUUGUAUUGUCGUUCAAAAUGGCGCUGAAAUGGCGAAAUGGUCGGGGACUGUCGCACCAGUCGUUAGUUUGUAAACAAACCUCCCAAACAAACAACCGAAGAGAACCCGAAUCAAGAGCAGGACAUCCUUGAUGUUGUUGGGCUCGUGUCUUGUUACUGUCUUGUUUUCACAUAUGUGAAAAGAGACGGUAACUUAAAAAGAGGCACCCUUUUCUUUCUCAGGUCUUGGGUGUCAGAAUGAUGGAAGAUGGACCAAGUACGUCCUCAUUUGAAUCAACGUCUUUAGUGAUAGAGGAGACAGAGGAAGCUGGUCAAGAUGUGGUUGAGGAAGUCAAAACAGCUGACUCAUCCAUGCUGCCAGUGAUCACAGAGCAGGUCAACAUGCCCGACGGAGAGUUUGUACAGCUAGCUCAUGAUGGGGAUGAAGAGAAAAUGCCUGUAGAAUUCAAAUCAGAGCCCACAGAGAUCUCAGAAAUAGGAGGUUUAGAUCAUUUUGUCACUGUGACAGAAGUAGAUUCAGAACCCACAGUGGAAACGUCGGAACUUAAUGAGAAUACUGAGAUGGGUACUGUCAUGAAAACUGAAGUUAUUAGCUCAGAGUCUGCAGACUCGAGUGUUCCUGAGAGCAUACAGCAAGCAGUCCCACAGCAGUUCAUCAUUCUCACCAGAACAGCAGAGGGUGGUGCAGAACCUGUGGAAAUACAAGGAAUGCCUUCGAAAUACAUUCGUUUUGAAGGAGCAGAUGGGCAAACAUAUGUUUUUGCUGUAGCAGAUGAUUCUUCUGAGAAUUCUGAUUCGGUCAAAGCAUUACCAACCCAACAGAUUGUUCCUGCUAAGAAUGUGAAAGUGAGCAGAAAGAGACCUGCCAGUGUGUCCUCUCCUGUGACUGCUGCACCUGCUACAUCUCCGACCUCCUCUCGUGUGAAGUCAACACACAACGCAAAUACUGAUGGGAUAAACCAAGCAUGGUUUACUACCAGGGAUGACAAGAACGCCCUGCACAAAGAAGGUCAUCAGUGGAAACAAGGUCAGUGGACUAAAGAGGAAGUCGAUGUUCUAGAGACCAACAUCAACAAUUAUUGCAAGGAACACAACAUAAAAGAUCCUGCAGAGGUAAUAUUUGAAAUGUCCAAAGAUGAGAGGAAGGAUUUCUAUCGCACUAUAGCCCUGGGAAUACACCGCCCUCUGUUUUCUGUGUACAGACGAGUGACACGAAUGUAUGAUCGCAAGAAUCACCGAGGGAAAUACUCAACUAAUGAAAUGAAGCAUUUGAGAGUUUUACGAGCGAAGCAUGGAAAUGACUGGGCGGCCAUUGGUGUGGCCUUAGGACGUAGUGCUUCUUCUGUGAAAGACAAAUGCCGGCUGAUGAAAGACAACUGUAAAUCUGGCAAAUGGUAUCCAGAGGAGGAGGCAAGACUGGCAGAUGCCGUAUACAAGCUGACAGGAGUGAAACCUUCUGAGAGCAUCACGUCUGGCUUGUCAUGGGCCAGUGUAGCGGAACAUGUCGGUACUCGGUCAGAGAAACAGUGCAGAACAAAAUGGCUCAACUACCUCAACUGGAAACAGCAGGGUGGGGCAGACUGGACUCGGGAUGAUGACCAACUGCUCAUUGAGAAGGUGUCCAAUAUGAACGUGAACAAUGACUCAGAGAUUGACUGGGUAGCACUGUCUCAAGACUGGAAAAGUGUGAGGUCACCUCAGUGGCUAAGGGGCAAAUGGUGGGCCCUGAAGAGACACAUUGCUGACUACAACAAGCUCAGCUAUCCAGCUCUUCUGGAACAGAUGAAACAAGUCAUUUACUGGAACCUGAAGCCGAAGGCUGGAACCAGAACCAUUAAGGGAGAGUCGCAAUCAGAGUUUUUCAAGAACUGCUUUCCUGUCUCAAUCACAUCUGGCGUAGAUGGCAGCAGUUCUCUAGCUCUGUCCUACUGCCCUUCAGAGGAGGAAGGUGGCUUCCAGGCUUUUGAGGUGCUUCAGCAGUGGACCCCGCAGGUGAUCGGAGCUGUUGCUCAGGCGGGCAAUGCGGCGGAUGGCACAGCGCAGGGCAUUCUCAGCGGGGAGGGUCACAUCAUCGUGCACACUCUUGCGCCUGGCUUGGGGGAGAAUAUCCAGCUAAACGGCCAACAGCAGGUCAUUAUCAGUUCAGCUGGCAUCCAUGGGGAAGGGGAAGAGGGGGUCGAAGGUCAGGAGAUGACUAUCCAAGUGGCGGCCGAUGGUCUUGUACAGACUGACCAAGGCUUGCACACACUGUCAAGUAGCGAACAUCUAGAUAGUGAAAUACCAAAUACUUUUGAGUCUGGAAGUGAGGAGAUAGUUGCAGUGUCUGAGUUUCAUGGUCAGCCUGUGACAGGAGAGCAGGAUAUCAUGAGCCAUGAUGUGUUUGAGACGGUCACUUCUGAGGCUGGAGGGGACCUGGGCAUGGGCGUGGCCUCACCGACUCACACCAGUAGUCUCAUGACUAGUCUGAAAGAUCCUAUCUUGAUGUCAUCCUCUGAUGUGGAAUGUGAAAAAAGCCAAAGUGCUGAGCUUACUGAUGAGGCUUCAGGACUAAUGGACUGAGGUCGUCUUGGCUUUUUCCUCUUUAGGCAUUGUACUUACCGUAACCUUACCAUUUCCAGCACAGAGCUUUAAGAACUGCAGAAUGGCAAAGAUCGUUCAUACCAAGAUAGUUCACUCGGCCAAAAAAGUGUUCGCAGAAGUCCGUGCAUUAGUUCAGAUGUCGCUGCAAGUCUUUGUUUUGAAGCUCUCUUUCGUUUCUGCUGAAGAAGAAUAGGAAUGGCACAGUUUGUUAGUUUC